ACUGAUUAAUAAACGCAUCCUCAAUCCUCUGGCUGGGUGAGUCAGGAGCGCCGCGGCGUUAAGGACGGAUGAGAAAUCGCCGAAUCAAUUCGAUAGUUUUGCUGAAGGGAGGCAGUGCAGUUCUGCAUGUAUAGACCAUGACGUGCGGGCGAGCCGGCGCUGCCCGUUGCGCUGAAGUGCAAGCCGCCUCGUACGGAACCGCAGCCGAACACUCACGGCGCGCAGAGUCCGCCUCGCUGCACGAACGGCUGUUGUUGUUCGCGCCCCGCCCUUUCUGAAAACGCAGCCGGCGAGCUCAGUCCGAGGAAUCUGCGGACGACUGUGGUUCGAGUUCUUCUCGCCGUCAUGUGCGAGCGGAUGUGCCCGGAUUCCCGAAGGAAGGAGCGGCAUUAUUUUGUGACCGUUACAAGAUUUUCUUCCCGUCGAAGGCUUUAAACUUUUGCAGUUCUACGCCUUUUUAUUUCCCACUCCCCGCAUUUUGCUGGGACGAUAGGAGGACCACUCGGAUCUCCGAGCUAAAUGUCUGCAGUAUUCCCAAGUCUUGAGUCUUUGACUUGAAGAUUGCGGUGAAGGAGUAUUAAUCCCGUUUGUUACGACGUAAGGCAACUUUUUUUUUCUACUGGAUUGCCAAAGAAGAUUUGUGGAUUUUGCAAAUCAUUUCUGCUAGAAAUUUAAAAUGCAAGCCAAACACGGGUACAGAUUUCGCUUCACCCAAGAAAAGACGCUGUUGUACGAGGAGCACCGUUACUGACCAUCUACUUCAUGAAUUCAUUUGUGUUAAAUAUUUCUUUUUAUAAAUACGUGUGUAUUUUUGCAGGGGUGGCGACGACUUACAAAACCAGGGAUGUGUUCCGUUUUCUCUUAUCUGUCAACAAUGUCGCGUAAAGUUUCCAGUCAUAUAAUGAGUCUGAGCAAUACGGGAGUGCCAAACCUGGACUAAUUCCUAAUUAAUACUUUUUUUUUUUUUUUGUUAACUGAUGUUGUUUUUUGCCCCCCGUGGAAGUCUGCGUGGAAGGAUGGCUCUUCUUGUUCAAGUAGCUUCUGUCCUCCUUUUAGCGCUCCCUGCAAUGGUCACUUCAGCAGCCAUCAAUCACGAAGACUACCCGGCUGACGAGGGCGACCAGACCGCCAAUAAUGACAACCUCAUCUUUGAUGACUAUCGAGGCAAAGGCUGUGUGGACGACAGCGGCUUCGUCUACAAACUCGGGGAGCGGUUCUUUCCUGGCCACUCCAACUGCCCCUGUGUCUGCACCGAGGACGGGCCUGUCUGCGACCAACCGGAGUGCCCCAAAAUCCACCCCAAGUGUACCAAAGUGGAGCACAACGGCUGCUGCCCCGAAUGCAAGGAAGUUAAAAACUUCUGUGAAUACCGCGGCAAAACCUAUAAGAUACUCGAGGAAUUCAAGCCCUCCCCGUGCGAGUGGUGUCGCUGUGAACCGAACAACGAAGUCCACUGUGUGGUCGCCGACUGUGCCGUGCCGGAGUGCGUCAACCCCGUCUAUGAGCCUGAGCAGUGCUGUCCUGUCUGCAAGAACGGUCCAAAUUGCUUUGCAGGAACAACUAUAAUCCCAGCUGGCAUUGAAGUCAAGGUGGACGAGUGUAACAUUUGUCACUGUCACAAUGGCGACUGGUGGAAGCCGGCACAGUGCUCGAAGCGCGAGUGCCAAAUCAAACAGACUUCAUAGAUGCAUAAAGGGAGAAGACGGACACGGCGGUGUAAUCUACAGGAGACCGACGGCGAGGAACACCUACCUACCUGCCUGCCUGCCUGAUGCGGCAGAGCAAAACCUCCUCGUCAAGCUGACUGAUGAACGUGGGAAUCAACUGCUCACGUUUUUUGUUAAGAGACAAAAAGAAAAUAACGUUAGACCUUUUGGAUCACUGCAGCUGCUUACGAGUACACAGGUAGCAUUCCUAAUUUUAAAUGUUUAUAUAAAGCAGCUUGUUCCGGUCUUUUCCUUUUUGCCCCCCACUCCCCACUUUUGAAACUGCUUUUCCAGAAGAGUGACAAAAAGGGUCGUAACGCUGUACCUGGAGAUUGAACGACGAGUUUGAAAAUGUGGGCUUCCGGGUUACACGACUUGCAGACACGCCUGCUGGAAUAUUGAGCAUGGACUUUAAUAAAGGCAGACGUCUGCGAAAAUGACGCUAGGCAGAAGCCGAUGGAGCAACAGCGGGGGAACCUGGAGCAGCACGAGGCUGGACGGUCAGGUGGGUUUGGGGGUCCCAAAUUUGAUCUUUGAAGUGAGAGGGGCUGCCGUCCCCAAAACAUCUGAGCCGAGGUGGCCCAGCCGCUCGGCACCCCAAAAAAGCACAUCCAACAACUGGCAGGACUUCGUCAUGGGACGCUUGAGGGUCAUCAUGGCCUGAGUCAAUCCUAAAUAUCUGGUGAUGUUUGUAUAAUGUUGAAUAUGUGGGGGAAUAUUUGCACCUUGCAAAAUUAUAAAUAUAUAUAUUUUUUUAAACCGUGUCGGUAAGAUGAAAAUCCCAUUUAGUUAAUUUAAUUAAUUAAAAGCUCCAGCAUAAA
Molecule: messenger RNA, 2527 nt
Organism: Erpetoichthys calabaricus (reedfish)
Lineage: Eukaryota; Metazoa; Chordata; Cladistia; Polypteriformes; Polypteridae
Gene: vwc2l
Product: von Willebrand factor C domain containing 2 like
Exons: 4
Coding region: 978-1685 (235 amino acids)
Biological process (GO): negative regulation of BMP signaling pathway
Cellular component (GO): AMPA glutamate receptor complex
Molecular function (GO): protein binding
Source: RefSeq, a predicted model, not a curated record